AUGGAAACCGUGCAUGAGGUGAUCCCCUUUGCCAAAGAAAUGCUCAGCCAGAAGCCCAACAGGAAAAUGGUCAAGCUGUACGUGCUGGGCAGCGUGCUGGCUUUCUUUGGCGUGCUUAUCGGUCUGGUGGAGACAGUGUGCAGUCCUUUCACCUCCGAAGGGAGGCUGGAGGAGGAGGAGGAGAAGCAGCCUGCCCCAACGCAAAAGCAAACACUUCCCCAGAAAGAGGAGGAUUUGAUCUCGGAAAAGAGCAAGAAGGCGGUGGUGGUGCAGAGGGCCCUGGUGACCAGACAGCAUGCCUCCUGA
This is a messenger RNA of Cariama cristata (Red-legged seriema), 306 nucleotides long. It is a transcript of the gene G0S2, whose product is annotated as G0/G1 switch 2. Gene Ontology annotation, cellular component: mitochondrion. Gene Ontology annotation, biological process: positive regulation of extrinsic apoptotic signaling pathway. The record is from RefSeq and is a predicted model, not a curated record. The coding region runs from base 1 to 306 and encodes 101 amino acids. The transcript has a single exon. NCBI's taxonomy places the organism in Eukaryota, Metazoa, Chordata, Aves, Cariamiformes, Cariamidae.